Scylla paramamosain (green mud crab) is the source of this 1374-nucleotide messenger RNA. RefSeq names its product dynein axonemal light chain 1-like. Gene Ontology annotation, biological process: outer dynein arm assembly. The record is from RefSeq and is a predicted model, not a curated record. Gene Ontology annotation, cellular component: cytoplasm. Lineage: Eukaryota; Metazoa; Arthropoda; Malacostraca; Decapoda; Portunidae. Gene Ontology annotation, molecular function: alpha-tubulin binding; dynein heavy chain binding.
AUGGGCAUGACGGGACCCUCACUCCCUCCCUCCUGCUUCCACUCGUCUUUUCAUCUCCGGCCGUCCUUCCUGCACGUCCGGGGCCCCAUGCCUGAGGUCCCUGGGGGGUCGCGACACGCAGGGUCGAGGAUGCCUGGGCGGGAAAGGCGCUCCCAGAGCAAGGGCGGGGACUCCCAGAAGAGCACCAGCACUCGAGACGCGCUGAGGCAGUGGGAGGAAAACACGGGGGAGAAAGCGGGCGAGGCUAUAGAAGUGAAGCUGAUCGGCCUGCAACCCCCAAUCGAAAAGCUGGAUGCCUCCCUGCAAAACCUGACUGCAUGCGAGAAGCUCUCUCUCUCCACCAACACCAUCGAGAAGCUCAACCACCUCAACAAUCUACGCAAUCUUCGCAUACUGAGCCUCGGCAGGAACAAUAUCAAGAGUUUCGCCGGCCUGGAGGUAUUGGCGGAGACCCUGGAGCAGCUUUGGAUCUCUUACAACCUGAUAGAAAAGCUAAAGGGAAUCGGAGCGUUAAAGAAACUGAAGGUUCUGUACAUGUCUAACAAUUUAGUGAAGGAAUGGGCUGAGUUCAUGAAGUUACUCGAGGUGUCAACGUUGGAGGAGCUCAAUUUCGUCGGAAAUCCCCUUGAGGAGAGCACUCUGCGGAGGGCCACGUGGAGGUCUGAGGUGGAGCGCAAACUAACGGCACUUAAGAAACUGGACGGCCUUCCUAUCAUUCGCGAUGUGGAUGACGAGCUGAUUAUCGAACAGCAGCAGCAGCAACAACAACAGGAGGCGCAGCAGACACAGAAUCAGGAGGAAGAGAAGAAGGAGGGUGAGGAGGAGGAGAAGAAGGAAGGAGAAGAAGAGGGACAGGUAGAGGAGGAGAAAACACAACCAGAGGAACAAGAACAAGAGGCAGAGAAGAAGGAGAGUGGUUAGAAAAACGCACUUCAAACGUAUGGUAUUCUGUAAAUACUCUUCCCAAACGCUUUUUAUAACUCUCCAUGUCCUCACUUCACCGUGCUAUGUAGACCAGUAUUCAGAGACGUUUGCUUUCUCACCACGACCAUUUCCAAAGGGUACAGAUGAUUAGCCAGCCGGAUUCUCAAGAGUGUUCUUCCCAUUGAGUAACCAGAGAGGAAGUGACUGAUUUCCUCAUUAGUCACAGGUGUUAUAGUUGUUUUUUACUGCUUAUCUGUGCAUUAAUGCCUCCCACACACACUACUACUGCUAUUAUUAUUACUUCUGUUGCUGUUGUGUAGUCAGACUCAUUGAAACGCUUGAAGGUUGGAGCUCCAUGCAUACAAAGAAAUAUAGCCGCCUCAAAUGCUGGUUUCGUUUAUUUGUAGAAUAUUGUAGGUUCAGUAAAAAUAAAGCAGUCUAUUUGAGAGA